CUGUCCUAUGCCAAAGUCUCUGGUGCUGUAAGCGCGCCAUCGAUCUACAGUCGCGAAUAACACGAGCUAUGGCCAUGCAGAGCAAGAAAAAGUUCCGGUGCUCGCCUUCAGUCACUUCGUCGUCAUCGGAUUCAUCGGACUCGUCGUCAUCGUCGUCUUCGUCUUCCGACAGUGAUGACUCGGACACGUACCCCACGUCGACUAUCCCACGCUUCCCGCCGGUGCCAGCUCCUGUGUAUCCCGAGAAAGUCGAGCGUGCGCUAUACAGCGCCAAGAAGAAGCAUCGAUCUGAUAUCGACCCGGAGGCCUGGAAUCGCGAGGGAUUCGCAGGUUCAAAUGUGUGCGACUUGCCACUGGACGAGUCCAAUCCAAUUAAGCGUGAACAUUGCAGUGAAUUGAGUGUGAAGCGGUUCAUUGACGAGUACGAACGUCCAGCUGUGCCUCUGGUUAUCGACGGAGUACCAGAAGCUGACGGAUGGGGUGCCUUAAAGCACUGGUCAAUGAAGAAACUGAGGAAAAACUACAAGCGAGUGCAACUGAAAUGCGGCGAGGAUGACUACGGCAAGUCUAUUCGAAUGAAGUUCAAGUACUUCGUGACGUACAUGAACAACCAGACAGAUGAUAGUCCGCUCUACAUCUUCGACAGCACGUUUGAUGAUCACAAGGACACCAAACCAUUAUUGGACGACUAUAAAGUGCCCAAAUACUUUCCAGAAGAUCUGUUCUCAUUGGUCGGCGAGGACAGACGACCGCCGUAUCGCUGGUUCCUGGUCGGACCUAAGCGCUCUGGAACCACAUUACACUUGGACCCACUUGGUACCAGUGCAUGGAACACUCUGAUCGUCGGACGCAAGCGCUGGGUGCUUUUCCCGCCGCACUUACCCAAGAACCUCGUGAAUGGUAAGAAACAUAUCCGUGGUGACGAGGACGACGAGGCAGUCAACUACUUUAUGGACUUACUACCGCGAAUUAAGCGUGCUAACGCGCCGGAGACUCUGCAGUGCAUCGAGUUCAUGCAGUAUCCCGGUGAGACGGUGUUUAUCCCCGGUGGCUGGUGGCAUGCUGUGUUCAACGUGGACGAUACGGUGGCAGUCACGCAGAACUUCUGCAGUUCUCAGAACUUCCCCGCCGUGUGGCGCAAGACUCGCAGCGGUCGUAAGCGCAUGGCCGUCAAGUGGCUGAAAAAACUGGAGACGCACAAUCCGGAGUUGGCAGCAUUGGCCACUGAGCUCAACCAGAAGGACAAGUUCGUCAUGUAUAGCAAAGAGAGCAGCAGUCGCUCGUCUUCAUCGAGUUCGCACAAGAGGAAGAAGAAAAGCGACCGUGAUGAACUAGACGAGACCUCACGAGACCACCACAGUGGAAAGAAGAAAAAGAAAUGCUGCUGAGCACUAGAAAAUGGGGAACUGGGUCGUGUAGGUUGGCAUGAAUAGACGUACGCAUGAGAUUUUUGCAACAAUCAACAGAUAGACACCGACAAGUGACACCUUACGCUACACUACGCACAGUUUGUGGCCCUAUCGAGCAGCAUCCGGACGUUCUGGUAACUAAGCCCCACUUCCGUGACAAGACUCAGGUCCGGACGGGCCUUAGGAAGCCAGAGAAAGUCAGGAUGAUCCGACUGCGAGUCUUCCACCCACUCCCCACCAAGGAUGUUGUAGUCGUUGUCGAGUUCAAGGAGGUACUUGUACGUCUUGCUGUUCUCAUACUUCGAAGCUCUACCAGAACUCACAAGUCCCCCGUCUUCGAAAGUCUCAACCAUCCAAGACACUGUGGUCUCCACGUACAUGAUCCGUUGAGCUUCGUUGUUGAACGGGUACGUCGGUACUUGAAAGUACUGGUUAGCAGCGUCGCUAGGUGUCAUUUCCCUUUGAGUGAGCACCUUGUAGCUGUAAAUGGGCUGAUUCCAGACCUCCGCACCGGCGGUGACGUCCAUGACAACAGAAGCGUUGAACCGCCCGAUGAUGUUGGCUAGCGCGACGUGCAUGAAGCCUGGACCGAUAUCGCGACGCGAGGAAUCAGAAUAGCGACCAUACUCGUCAGUGCUGUCACCGCUAUCAGGCCCGUAGAAUCGUGCACCGGUGAAGACUGUAGCGAGGCUCGAUCCAUCGUAGACCUCAGAUAUCAGAGCUUUGAUGUCCAUCGGCUGGAACGUUACACCAUUGUAGUCGACAGCACAGUUCGGUUCGGGUUCAAGUAGAGCUGCUGGAGCCCAGGCAUGGCAGAUGCCGUACCAGGUCGGGAUACAGUAGCCUCGAGCCUCUCCAUCACGUCGAGCACAAACGCUGCCAUCGCCUUUGCUAGCACAGUCCCAGUUCGUCCAGCACGAAGUACUAGACGCAGCCAUCGAUUCGACUCCAGUGGAUUUCGAGACGCUCGCCAUUAAUGCAUCCGGAUCCAGACCGAAGGCACUGGCAUACUUCUCAGUGGCACUAGGCUCGCUAGCGGAUUUCCAACGGUAGUUGAUACCGUCGAGAUAGAUAGCCCAGUAGCUACUGGGCCACGGCAUGACGUAGUAUGCCGCAUUGGAGGCCAAGUUGUUCACAUUGAGCUCCAAAGACGUACCAAAGUGGCUUUCCAGCUUCUGGAUAUCCGACGUGGUUUCUUCCAAUGCGCGUUCAUGGACAAGGCCCAACAUGGAUCCAUUGCUAACGACUGAACCCUUGGAACUCUUGUACACAGCGGACUGUUUGGUAGAGGAUGAGCUCUUGGAAGUAGUCGAGGUGGUGGUACUCUUCUUGCCACCGUUGUUUGUAGUGGUUGUGCUCGUGGUAGAGCUGCUGUUGGAGCUGUGGAACGUGGUGACCUUGUAUUCGGUAACCUCGUACGUGAGGACACUCAAGUCCGUACCAGGGGCAAUACCACCGAAGGCAGGACUGGUGUGCGAAAGUGACGUAGCACUGGAGACGAUGGUCACCGGAUUGUUUGCGAACGGUGUACCUGUUGCUUCAGGUAGCAACAAACCGGCGAGUGUUGCUGCUUUGGCAACGAAAGGUGUCGAAAGGUACCGAGUCGGCCUCAUGAUCUUGGACAACUGCGGUGAGGAAUGCAACUUACAAAAUGGCAAACGUGAAGCCGUGUCACGCUGCAGAUACCCUCAUGAAGAUCGCUAUCCUUAGGACAAGAGCAAGGAGAAGCAGUGCUCGGUGUUCGACAGAUGUCGGGGUACUGGUAAAGUCGACUUGGUAACUCCAGAAGGCAUUCAAUGUGAUCCAGUUUCUCUCAAUGGCGGAUACGUUAACCCUGGAAGGAAUAGAGCACGCAUCGCCUUUGUGGACCAGAACGAAAUUUGCUUUGGGCACUUGCUGACAGCCUCGACCUCUGCAGAAGCCGGAGUUUACCAGCUACCAGUCGGCGGUUCUUAUGCUUCAAGGAGAUUGUCACCAGCAAUAUCCACCGGCAGCGAAUGACCCUCCUUUGCUGAACUACAUCUAGUGAGCUCUUGACGUCCACCCAGUACCAGCAGCAGGCUUAUUCUAAGACUAGAGUCGGACAAUUGCCGCAAUAUGUGCUGAAAGCUCGCAGACGACGACGAACUCCUCACUGGUAUCCAAAUACUGCAAUCUGCAGCAUCUCGGCGUCAUAAUAUAUCGUUGGUCCAAGCCUUCCAAUGUCACCUCUGUCUGUCUGAAAGUAUGAACACCCAGUGGAGCUCUAAUGUAUCAAUGCCCUGAACUUAAAAACGUUGCCACACACAUUGAAGAG
Messenger RNA from Phytophthora nicotianae INRA-310, 3705 nucleotides. RefSeq lists its product as hypothetical. The transcript has 2 exons. Gene Ontology annotation, biological process: phagocytosis. Gene Ontology annotation, molecular function: histone H4R3 demethylase activity; P-TEFb complex binding. The record is from RefSeq and is a predicted model, not a curated record. NCBI's taxonomy places the organism in Eukaryota, Oomycota, Peronosporomycetes, Peronosporales, Peronosporaceae. Gene Ontology annotation, cellular component: nucleus; cytoplasm. Bases 69 to 1388 code for a protein of 439 amino acids.